UCCCCUUGGGAGAUUGCCGAGGGACCGGUCAGACCGGAGCCCGUUUCCUUCCUGGUUCCUGUUCCAGCCCCGAUGCCUCCCCGCGGGGCCGGGGCCGGGACCAUCAGCGGGUUGUUGCGCCCGCCAGGCUCAGCCCCGUGAGACGUGAGUUUCCUCUGGCGGCCUCAACGCCCCAGGAGAGGACUGGAGACGGCUCCGCGGGGUUGCGGGGACACGGAACGUAGGGACGUCAGAGUUCUUCCCAGGGGCGGGAUGAGAGUGGGCAAGGGAGGUGUCUGGAUCCCAGCUGACUCAGCUGACUGCACAGCAGCGUCACUCCCAGGCCCAGGCACCCAGCCCUGAGCCAUGGCACUUCUCACCCACCUUCUGGCCUGUGCCUUUGGCAUGGGCUCCUGGGUGGCCAUCAAUGGGCUGUGGGUGGAGUUGCCACUGCUGGUGACGGUGCUGCCAGAGCAGUGGUACCUGCCCUCGUACAUCACCAUCAUCAUCCAGAUGGCCAACGUGGGACCACUCUUCGUCACCCUCAUGAAUCGCUUUCGGCCUGGCUUGCUGAAGGAGGUGGCUGUUAUCUAUGCAAUUGUGUCCGUGGGUGUCAUGGCCUGCUUGCUCCUGGCUUUCCUCUGGAACCACACGUCCCUCAUUUCUGGGACGUCCCACAGCAUCCCCUUCCUAGUCCUUACCUUCUUCCUGGCCCUGGUGGACUGCACCUCCUCUGUCACCUUCCUGCCCUUCAUGAUGCAGCUGCAGCCCCAGUACACAUCCACCUUCUUCAUAGGCGAAGGGCUCAGUGGGCUGAUCCCUGCUCUCAUUGCCCUGGGCCAGGGCUCUGGUAUCUCCAGCUGCACCAAUGUCAGCUACGAGGUCAACAUCACCACUGGCAAUGAGACCGUGGAGAGCACCAUUUUCCAUCUGGAGUCACGCUACCUCCCACCCAAGUUCUCCACCCUCAUCUUUUUCCUGCUCAUGACUGCAAUGAUGCUGACCUGCUUGCUGGCCUUCUUCUUCCUCACCCGGCAGCCCAAGGUGUGGGAGCUCUCUAAGCAGCACCUCUUUUCCAGCAACAUCGUGCUGAACUCAUUUGACCAGGUCCUUCACGAGGGACCUGACUUGCAGCUGAGCAGAGGCUGCUCAUGCUCAAAGGAUCUCAAGGGACCUGGGGACAUCCUGCCGCAGAAGUUCUCCUACUCCUUAACCAAGCUCACCCUCAUCUACCUCCUCAUCGCCUGGGUGAGUGCCCUGACGAACGGGGUCCUGCCAUCUGUGCAGUCCUACUCCUGCCUGCCCUAUGGACACACCACCUAUCACCUGGCAGCCACGCUCAGCUCCAUGGCCAACCCCUUCGCCUGCAUCGUGGCUAUGCUCCUGCCCAGCAGGUCCCUGACCCUGAUGGGCAUCCUCACCAUGGCAGGGACAGGCUUUGGUGCCUACAACAUGGCCAUCGCGGUGAUGAGUCCCUGCCCACUCCUCCAGCAGUCCCAGUGGGGCGAUGCCAUCAUCAUCCUCUCCUGGGUGCUGUUCACUGGGACGCUCUCCUACGUGAAGGCGAUGGCCGGGGUGAUCCUGCGGAGCCGCAGCCACAGCGCGCUGGUGUGGUACGGGGUGCUGGAGCAGCUGGGCUCCCUCCUUGGGGCGCUGCUCAUGUUCCCCCUUGUCAAUGUCUACAGCCUUUUCAAAUCUGCUGACUACUGCAGCCUGCAGUGCCCAGAAUGAGUGGGGUGGGCACCCCAAGACCGCUGCUCUUGCCAGCAUGAACUCCCAAAAUCAGCGAGGCUGGCUGGCCUGGAAGCAGCAGUGGGACCAGGAUGGUCUGGGACCAGCUCCCUGAUGGGCUCUGCCAGGGAGCAGCAUCUUCAGGGAUUUGUCCCACAGGGUGUUCCCGUCAUGUGAAAGCAAUAGAAGGUGUUUUACUCA
Corvus hawaiiensis (hawaiian crow) is the source of this 1911-nucleotide messenger RNA. It is a transcript of the gene SLC52A3, whose product is annotated as solute carrier family 52 member 3. NCBI's taxonomy places the organism in Eukaryota, Metazoa, Chordata, Aves, Passeriformes, Corvidae. Gene Ontology annotation, molecular function: riboflavin transmembrane transporter activity. The record is from RefSeq and is a predicted model, not a curated record. Bases 346 to 1710 code for a protein of 454 amino acids. Gene Ontology annotation, cellular component: plasma membrane. The transcript has 4 exons. Gene Ontology annotation, biological process: riboflavin transport.